This is a messenger RNA of Linepithema humile (Argentine ant), 1648 nucleotides long. The record is from RefSeq and is a predicted model, not a curated record. Lineage: Eukaryota; Metazoa; Arthropoda; Insecta; Hymenoptera; Formicidae.
UAAAUUGAUCCUGGUAGAUGUCUUUGAAAAUCUUUCCGAUUUUUCCCGUUGCCAUCGUCUGUCUUUUAUUGUGAUAUUUUCAAUUGCACGACUUGUUUAGAAUCACUGAACACUCUCGUGCUUCUCGCCUGGGAUGUAUAUCUGUUUUAUUCUAACACAGCAAUGCGAUCGUCUAUCUCUGUCAAGUAUAUUUGACGCACAUGUGAUGGCGCACUAAUCAAUAAAUAGCGCAUUUUAAAAAUAUAAUUCUAUUAUAAUUACAAAACAAUGUAUCCGCUCUCGGCAAAUAUGAAAUAAUUUAAAAAAUUGACAUAAAUGGGAAUGAGUUGAUUUCGAGAAAACUUUCAAGCUGGUGUGUAUUCGAUUGCCUGUAAACUGCCUUUACCGAAUGGUUUGUGACAAGUGGAACAAAAGCAUAUUUCACAAAUUAGUCAUCGACGACAUAUAAUGUUGAAUGAUAGUUGAUUGAUUAUGUUUUGUGAUAACUAAAGCUUUCACGAUUGAUACAUUUGUGUAGAUAUUGUGUGAAAUACAGGGUGCAAGGAUGGGUGCAGGAAAGAGUCAGUUUACUGAAGAGGAGCUGCAAGAUUAUCAAGAUUUAACAUACUUUACAAAAAAGGAAGUCUUGUACGCACAUCAGAAAUUCAAGGCACUCGCACCAGAAAAAGUUGGGCACAACAGAAAUGCUAAGCUCCCGAUGUCCAAAAUUUUACAAUAUCCCGAAUUGAGAGUGAAUCCUUUUGGAGAUAGAAUCUGUAAGGUUUUUAGCUCUAGUCAGGAUGGCGAUUGCACCUUUGAAGAUUUUUUGGACAUGAUGUCUGUGUUCAGUGACGCUGCCCCAAAGGCUGUGAAAGCUGAACAUGCGUUUAGAAUAUUUGAUUUUGAUGGGGAUGACAUGCUUGGCGUGGGAGAUCUAAGACAAGUAGUUGAUAGAUUAACUGCACCCCAGAGAUUGAAUGACAGCGACAUACAGCAGCUUCUUCAGUACAUUCUUGAUGAAGCUGAUCUAGAUGAUGACGGUGCUCUAAGCUUCGCAGAAUUCGAACAUAUUAUAGAGAAGAGCAGUGACUUUUCCAAGAGUUUUCGUAUUCGUUUAUAAAAGUAUGACGGGGAUUAUUGAUGGGCAGUUAACGAAAGACUGAAUAUUGAUUUAUAUUUAAUCAUUUUAAUAGAUAUGGAUCUAAUUCAUAUCUUACAGGGUGAAAGAACAUUAACAAUUGCAGAAUGUGCCAAGGCUCUAAAGUGAGGCCUAAACCAAAAUGACACCAAUAACAAUCUAAUUUAUUUGUUACCGAGCUCAUUUAUUUAAAAUUCUUUAAUAGAAGAAGCAAACGUAACUGCGAAUAUAGAUCUCUUUAUUCACAUAUAUAAAAUUUUGUCACACACACCAUAUAAUGGUAUUAAUGCACACAUAAUGUUCUGAUGUAUAGGAAAAGGCAAGUCUAUUCUUGACCAGGUACAUUUUUGUUUUUUUUUUAAAUUAUUAAAUAUUUUAAAAAUUUUACGGAAUUUGUCUUUAUUUUGUAUAAUAAAAUUAAAUAAAUGUGCAAUGAAGUUAUGGUGUCAAGUAUAUUGCUUCAAAACAGAAAAUUCGUUUUUUGCAUAUGCACACACACAUAUAUACUCUUUUGAAGAUAUUUAUAAUAUA